AUGUCUUUUUCAGGUUUAAGUAUCCAAUGCAAAGUUUCAGUAGAUUGGUACGAUGCAAUUGACAAUUUAAAAUUUACAUAUCGUAAUAUGUUGGAAGAAGAAUUAUUUUCGGAUUGCGUGAUUAAGGUCGCAGAUUUGGCCAUAAAAACACACCGCUGCAUUUUAGCAAAGAAUAGCAAAGUAUUCCGCAAAAUGUUCGAGCAUACGGAAAUGAUUGAGGGAGUGACUAGAGAAGUCACAAUUCCGGACUUCAAACCAGAAUCUGUUCAGGCAAUGCUGGAAUUUUUCUAUACGGGCGAAAUAAACAAAAAUUUGAUGGAGAAGCAUGUUGAGGAUAUUUUUGCUAUAGCUCACAAAUAUCAAGUUUUGCCGUUAAAAUAUGAAUGUGAGGUGUUUAUGACUAAUUUGAUUGAUGAUGAAAAGAUUCUGAAAUAUUGCGAUAUGAUUAAUUUAUAUGAUGCGCCUACUCUUGAGAAGGGAUGUAAAAUAUAUAUUCAAAUUAAUAAAGAAAAUUUUUUGAAAAGCAAAGGAUGGGAAGAAGUUGAAAAAACGUUUCCAAAUUUGGCUUAUAGAAUUUUGAAGUCUGUCCUUUGUGAUGAUAUUUGUUUUUGA
Meloidogyne enterolobii is the source of this 612-nucleotide messenger RNA. The record is from the annotation of a GenBank genome assembly. NCBI's taxonomy places the organism in Eukaryota, Metazoa, Nematoda, Chromadorea, Rhabditida, Meloidogynidae.